CUACUUCACCAUGGACACAUGCUGGAUCAAGUGACCACAGUUCAACUUGGUGAACCUGUAACUUUGACAUGUGUUUUACCUCCUGGUGAUUUAAGCAGUAAAAUUCACUGGUACAAGCAGAGAGCAGGGGAAGCUCUCAAACUGAUUGCGACACUGCGGCAAGCUACACAUCCUCAGUAUGGACAAGGGUUUAAUGCCUCAAGAUUGGAAGCAAAAGACAAUAAAAACAUCAGCAGUCUGACCAUAUUCAGGACAAUCCCAGAAGAUGAAGGAAUGUAUCACUGUGCAGUCAUGGAAUGGGAUGUGAAUGCUUGGAGUGGGACAUAUUUGUUAUUAAAAGGAAACACCCAGAGACACGUUACUGUUCGUCAGUGGCCAACAGUAUUAGAUUCAGUCCAUGCAGGGGACUCUGUGUCUCUCAACUGUUCAGUCCUCUCAGACUCUGAUAACAAGAUGUGUCCUGGAGAUGUCAGAGUCCUCUGGUUCAGAGGACAAAACUCUCAUCCAAAUAUCAUCUAUGUUGAUGGAAAGAACCAAACUGAAUGUAAGAAGCAAUCAGACACUCAGAAGAGCUGUGUUUAUCGCUUCUCUAAGACGGUCAGCUCCUCUGAUGCUGGGACUUACUACUGUGCUGUUGUCACAUGUGGAACGAUAUUAUUUGGAGAUGGAACUAAACUGCAAAUUGGUAACACAAAAGUACAAAUGCGCAUAACAUGUUGGGAAUUUAUUGCGCUGGUAAUAGCAACAAUCUGCCUGCUCAUUUCAGUGAUUGUAAAUAUUGUUUUCACCUGUUUCGGAAGACCAAGACUAACAUGUAAUAAAUUUAAAGAAUGA
Molecule: messenger RNA, 834 nt
Organism: Neolamprologus brichardi
Lineage: Eukaryota; Metazoa; Chordata; Actinopteri; Cichliformes; Cichlidae
Source: RefSeq, a predicted model, not a curated record